Molecule: messenger RNA, 1384 nt
Organism: Owenia fusiformis
Lineage: Eukaryota; Metazoa; Annelida; Polychaeta; Sabellida; Oweniidae
Source: the annotation of a GenBank genome assembly
CAGCUCUACUGUUUGAUUGAUUGUUGACAUAAUUGCUGCUAGAAACGAAGAAAUUCAGAAUAAUACCAAAGAUGUUCCAGGCAGAACAUGUAUGAACUUCUAAAACAAGUAAACAUUUAGUUUAUAGUCAUAAUACUCUAAACGAUGAGCUACUACUCACCCAGGAAAGAGCCUCGUGCCUUCACACCACAGGCUCAAGAGAACCUGCAGAGAAACAGGGGGACAAUGGGCUCUAUAUUCAACCAUGAAGAUAAUGUCAGGUCAGGCUAUUAUACAGCCAGGCCUGCACCGAGGGUUUCAUCGUCCGCGGAGUCCAAUGCGUUACAAGCCAAUGGUCGAAUGGACUCCAUCCUUGGGCAAUGUAAUGAAAACAUGAGGAAUAAAUAUGCAUCACCUAGACCGGAACCAAGAGUGAAACCAGAAGCAGAAGCAGUGGCUACCAGGAAUAAGGGCACAAUGGGGGACAUUAUGCAUAGUGGUGAACACAGGCCUAUGCCACAGGACCGGAAACUAGCUCCGCGAAGUGUUAAACCAGAAGCUGCUGAUAUCGCCAGGAAGAAUAGGGGAACGGUGAAUAAUCUAAUAGACAAUUAUGGCAAUUUGCCACAAAGCGCUCGGCCUGCUCCUAGGGUUAAACCCGAGGCGUCUGACGUUGCAGUAAAGAACAAAGGGACUCUGAACAAACUCCUUGAUAACUACGGCAACCUACCCCAGUCUGCCCGCCCAGAAUCACGGGUGAAGCCCGAAGCAGAGGGUAUUGCAAACAAAAGUAUGGGUGGAGCUAUGGCGAACUUAUUGCAAUCUAAGACCCCUAGAACUACCAGAUAUCACAGCAGGUCCACCACAACUAACUGGUAGAAUGUUCGACGACCUCCUUUCCACAUCCGACGGGGUUCAGCAGUACAUGCAUAUUAGGCGGGCUUACUAUAAAUCCUUUAAAUAUGCAAUUGCUGCAGUAAUCUGAAUUAAGAUAUCCAUUUUGACAGAUGCCUCAUUUCUAAAGACUACAUAUACAUGUAGCCCUUAUACUUCAAGUUAUAAGCGCCUACAAUCAAUAAAUGGAGUGUUUUAUAAUUAUUGAUUACAGUAUUUACGAGUAGUAUUAGAAACGAUUAUGUAACAGUUAAAUGUGCGGUUUUUAUUUGGUCAAAAGCGAUAUUUCUAGUGCAAUAACCCUUAGAAGCAACGCACAGAAGAAUUGUUUCUUUGUUUUUCAAGCCUGAAGAAUGUAACUUCUAGUGAACUGACCUUUUGACACUUCUGGCCACCUUGACCUUUAAACCUCAACCUGGAAAUAGAAAUAAGUACCUUACCUAAAGAACAUAUUCCUUCCACUUUGCAACACGGACCUUUUUAUGAUAAAAUAAGGCAUUAACAUGCAAAA